Colletotrichum siamense is the source of this 1659-nucleotide messenger RNA. RefSeq names its product putative transporter. The transcript is spliced from 3 exons. The coding region runs from base 1 to 1659 and encodes 552 amino acids. Lineage: Eukaryota; Fungi; Ascomycota; Sordariomycetes; Glomerellales; Glomerellaceae. Gene Ontology annotation, cellular component: membrane; endoplasmic reticulum. Gene Ontology annotation, biological process: transmembrane transport. The record is from RefSeq and is a predicted model, not a curated record.
AUGGCUCAGAACGUAUACGAGAUGCCUCUCCUUGCUCUCGAGAAGGCCCACGAUUCCCACCCGUCCCUGGGCCACCUGGUCCUUCUCGUCUUCGAGGCCGUUCUCGAGGUCGUGUGUGUAAGCUUGCCGGGCUAUGUCAUUGCCCGGCUUGGCCACUUUGAUGCUGAGAAGCAGAAGUUCUUGGCCAAUCUCAAUGUCAUGCUCUUCACGCCUUGUCUUAUCUUCACCAAGCUAGCAUCGCAGCUCAACGCCGACAAGCUGCUCGACCUUGCCGUCAUUCCCAUUAUCUUCGUCAUCCAAACCAUGGUCUCAUGGCUCGUGGCUACUGUCGUCGCCCGUCUAUUCGGCUUCAACCGCCGCGCCUCAAACUUCGUCACGGCCAUGGGAGUCUUCGGCAACUCAAACUCACUGCCCAUCUCCCUGGUCCUGUCCCUUUCCCAGACGAUCAAGGGAUUGCAUUGGGACAAGAUUCCCGGAGACAAUGAUGAUGAGGUUGGCGCACGUGGUAUUCUGUACCUGUUGAUCUUCCAGCAACUUGGCCAGCUAGUCCGCUGGAGUUGGGGCUACCACGUUCUGCUCGCUCCGAAGGAUAAGUACCCCGAGUACCAAGACGAGCGGGUCGAGGAGGGACAGUAUGACGGAGACAGAGAGACUGCGCCCCUGCUGAACGAGUAUGACCAAGACGACGCAGCCACCUCUCGCAGCCCCUCUAGUAGCGACCUGUCCAACUACGAGCCCGCCGGUCGCACUCCAGUGGCUAGCAGAUCGAGAGCUUCCCCCGCCGAUACCGAGGAUGAGGACGACGAAUACCUCCCCAAGAAGCCUAUGAAGACUAACGGCCUGGCACCUCUCAACGGCAACCAUCCCGUUUUCAAUGGAAGCGACGAUGAGAUAUCGUCUUUCCCUCGCAUUCGCAACACGGAUACACCCGACAUUCCCGAGGGCGUUAAGGGCUACCCUACCCGCGCUAAGAAUGCUAUGAACAACGCCAUCGUUAGGAGCAAGAAGUCUACGGCUAGCUUCUUCGCGAGGCUUUUCAACAGCCUCCCCGAGCCCGUCAAGGUCAUCUUGGUCGCCCUCAACCGAUUCUCCGGAAAGUUUUACAACUUCAUGUGGGAAUUCAUGAACCCGCCGCUCUGGGCCAUGCUUUGCGCUGUUGUGGUUGCCUCCGUCCCCGCGCUGCAGAAGAUCUUCUUCGAGGAGGGAUCAUUCAUCAAGAACAGCUUCACCGACGCCGUUCAAUCGAGCGGUGGUGUUGCCGUCCCCUUGAUUCUGGUGGUUCUUGGAGCUAACCUCGCCCGCAACACCCAGAAGAGUGAGAAGCUCAGGGAUCCCGAGGAAGACCAGAUCGGCACUAAGCUUUUGGUUGCGUCGCUCAUGUGCCGAAUGCUCCUGCCAACUCUCAUCAUGACCCCCAUUUUGGCCAUCUUUGCCAAGUAUGUUCCCGUCAGCAUCUUGGACGACCCGAUCUUCGUCAUCGUCUGCUUCCUGUUGACCGGAGCGCCGAGUGCUCUGCAACUAGCACAGAUUUGCCAGAUCAACGAGGUGUACGAGGGUGUGAUGUCUCGUAUCCUGUUCCAGAGCUAUGUUAUCUGGAUCCUUCCGUCAACCUUGGUGCUUGUCAUGUGCGCCUUGGAGGUGGUUGAAUGGGCUGCUUAA